UCCGUUUGAAGCUGUUAUGAGCACAUGCUAAAGUGGUUCUUUGCUGGCGUUCUUUUCGUGCUUCGGUCGCAUAACUUCGAAUAACAGUUUCGUGACUCGAAUUGUUUGGUGUUUUUCUUCGAAUCGGCAGUGUUUGUCUUUAUCGUGUAUGUAUUGGUGUAAACAGAAACGGUGUUGAUAUUCUUUUCCGUUUCGUUCUGUCAUCGGGUGUCACUUGUUCUGUGCUGCGCUGAGGAAUGUUCUGCUGCUUCUUACGCGAGACGUUUUGAUAUGCUACACAUGCUCAAGCUUCGCGGUGUAUUGCAAUCACUGUUGCCUUUUGUGCUGUGACUUCCGGUGUCAUCAGGUGCACCGUGGAUGAGUUAAAUCAAGUUGUCUGUGCCUAAAGGAAAAAAUCUCUCAUAAAAAGUGCUCCGCUACACGACACGACUGGGACUCGAAAGGGCUGAAAUUGAGCUGAAACCUUUGCAACACGGUGUUUACAGCAUAAUCACUGCUAAGUUCGCGAAACGCGUUCUCCUUGCGGAAUACGUGAUUGGAUUGGUGGCAUUGAGGGAGCGUGAAUGUGAAGUGCAGAAGUUUAUUUUUGCAAUUGCCGUGUAUUUGUGUCUCUGGCUAGUAUGAUCGAACUGGAUUAAUAUUCAUCUCUGUUCGAAUCUAGACGCCUAUCGUUGUGCGCUGUUCGACGACGUUAGCUAAUUAAAAAGGCGACGACUGCUUGUUGAUUCGAAGGCUGCGAUCGUUGCUGAGCGGUUUGACCGAUAAAUGAAGAGUGAUUUUUUGAUGACGGCGAUGGACAUCAAGCCGUAAAUUUCAUAUUAUUUUUUUUCUCGGAACGAGCGUGAUAACGAACGGAAGUUUUUAUUGCCGUGUUGGAUCCUGUGCCACUGCCAGUAGCUUGGAUAUCUGCUGUAGGAUGAACAGCCCCUGACUUCUUUUCCGAGUUCUAGCUGUGAGUUACCAUUCUGACGAUUGCAAGAGUACCGGUAACAUUUUCUAGUGUUUUUCCGUGAUGAAAAAGUCAAACGCCGAAGGUGUACUUUGUCCUCUUGCAACCUUUUAACAGUCAGCAGUGCAAAAUCUCAUUUGCCGCGUGAUAGAAAACGUGAUUGUUCGUGGGGGUGUAUUUUUUUUGUUCAAGCGUGUCUCGUGGCGCUUUAUUUUCCCCGACUAAGUUUGUGUAGUGUGAAUUGUGGAAGUGCCUCAAAUCUGCUCGGCGGUCUAGAGAGGACGUAAACGAAGAAUGGUUGUGUGAAUACCAUAAAAGUUAAUUGUAAAUGAAAUUACGCUAAUACACAUUGUUCGGAACGACCGCGGGAAAUUGGUUCAUAUCUGUUGCAAGCUGCUCAAAAUUUAUUCGCUCUCUAAAGAGCACGGUGUGUGGAAGUGAAUAAUCACCGAUCGGUCUGUGAAAAAAGUGUAGGUGCAACGUGGAAAAUUAUCGAAUGAAAAAUAAGCAUCAUCUGAUUCGAAAGCGGAAAAAUUGCAUCGCCCUGCGGUAUCAUUAGUGCAGUAAUGGCCUUAAAGUGAAGUAAAAUAAUGUGAAUUUUUACCAUGCUUUUAUGCUGAUGUAAGCAGAAGUAAAAGUAUUCUGAUAUCAAAGUGAAAUAACAACAGCAAUACAAGAAGCUUUCGGAAGAGAUUAUUCACACAUACAGAGUGCUAGACCGUUACCCAAAUUUCUCCAAACAAAGAAGAAAAACAAACAAGCAAGAAACACAUACCUACACUUGCCCCGGAAUAAUCGAACAAAAUCGUUUACCUAUCUGAUAGGGUGAUAAAUAUCGGAUUAGCACGAGCAUUACAAAGCAUCUACGAGGUACUGGAAAUGUUUACCGACCAAUGCGUGAAUAAUUUGUGAGAUAACGAACAGCAACUUGUUCCGUGUUAUAGUCACCAAAGAAUGGAUUCCUUAUUGAGCGCUGCGUACUUAAAUGCAUUUGCAAUCUACAUUUCCUAAGCCAGAUAUAAAAGUAGCCGGGGUCCGGUGCUAAGGUCAAGCGAACGUCGCCGUCCACAAAGUAUAUCAUCAUCCACCUCCACACUGCUGCCCCGCGUGGUGCUAAACCGCAUCGAUCCCCGCGAGUUCGAGCGUAUCCGCGUCUCGUACAAGGUUGCCAUCCGAAGCACCCGCAGCAGUCGUACCAGCAGUAGUGUUCACACUGGUAUGAGCAUGGGCCAAAAGAUCAGCGGAGGUGUUAAAACGGUCAGCAGCCGUGACCAGCCAUCACCAUUCAUUCCGAAGAUUCCUCGCGAACUGGCAGCGCAUUUCCAGCGGCCAGCACGUCUCGAUCUCCUUCUUGAUAUGCCCCCGGUAGCACGGGAAACACAGGUCAAAUAUUCCUGGAACUCGGAGGACCGCUCGCUGAAUGUGUUUGUGAAAGAGGACGACAAGAUGACAUUCCACCGGCAUCCGGUGGCGCAGAGCACAGACUGUAUACGAGGCAAGGUGGGCUUCACCAAGGGCCUGCACGUGUGGGAAGUGUUCUGGUCGACGCGGCAACGGGGUACUCAUGCUGUGAUCGGUGUUGCCACAUCCGAGGCACCACUCCACUCCGUAGGUUAUCAAAGUCUGGUCGGCUCGAACGAUCAGAGCUGGGGCUGGGACCUGGGGCGCAAUAUGCUGUAUCACAACUCGAAAACCUGCCCGGGCGUGACGUACCCUGCGAUACUGAAACCAGACGAGACCUUCCUAGUGCCGGACAAAUUUCUAGUAGCGUUAGACAUGGACGAGGGCACGCUCAGCUUCAUCGUCGACGGCCAGUAUCUGGGGGUGGCGUUCCGGGGACUCAAAGGACGGAAGCUGUACCCGAUCGUGUCCGCCGUCUGGGGGCACUGCGAAAUCACAAUGAAAUACAUCGGUGGUCUCGAUCCCGAACCGCUCCCACUGAUGGACCUGUGCCGACGAGUCAUCCGCCAAAAGAUCGGUCGGACGCACCUAGAGGAACGCAUCGAACACCUCCAGCUGCCGCAGUCUAUGAAAACCUACCUGCUGUACCGGGAUCGGAGAUAAUAGACAACCCAAAAGCCGACUACUAAUUAUUUAAUGAAAAUAAUUAUUAUCGCUUACUACUAUUAUUAUUGGCUAGAUAUUAAUUUCUCCUCUGAUUAACAGACCGAUAAUUAGGGUUCACAAUUUUUCUUUGGUCGUGUCUCGGCAACGAUGUACGUGUAAUUGAUUACGUUUUAGGGAACGCAUUCUAUCUGAGUUCUAAGCAUAGGGAAUAAUAAAGAAAAACAAAACAAGCGAUACUUUUCAGUUCUGUUCGCAAGCUGACAGGAUAAUUUCCACCACCCCAACAAUCUCAUUUUUUUUACUAUACGGACUCUGCGAUAAGUAAACCUUAAGGAAAAAUAGUAACACUAGGAGAAACACUAAGAGAAAAAAACACAGAUGCAAAGUAACAGAAAAUUAAUUAUAUAUAUUGGAGAAAAAUAUAUGGAAAAGGCAAAACAUAUUUUCACUUUUAAAAAGCUGUAAAAAGGAAGCAAGAAAACUUGUAAGAUAGAUCAAAUUGAAAUCAAAAAGCGCAACCACUUUAUUGAUUUUAGCAAUUGUAAAAAAUUAAGAGAGGAAAAUGGCUGACUUUCCCUUCCAAGCCCCAAACCCAACUCCCACCCCCCAUGUAUUCCUUUGAGUAAGCUCAGCAAACGCAUGAUGUGUUCUGUUUUUUAAGCUUUUAAUCUGUAACAUAUGUCGUCACACUUGAAACCCGCAAACUGGUUAAUAAAAUCGCAAAAAAUAAGAAAACAACAGUUUAACAAAAAACAAUGAAGCAAACCAAUCGCUACUUUUUGCAUUUAUCAUCCGAGGUUGGGAUGAUUGCCAGUCACACCCAAACCGAGGAUGAUCUGUUCUUCCAAAUAUAUGAGAAAAAGGAAAUACCAUCUUUUGAAAUACGCUAGGCCAGAUAAAAAGUAAUAUUUAUUUACAAUACAGAACAAUAGAAAUAUUGCAGGCCUCCCGCAGGAUUCCUGAUCGGUUUCGUGGGUGAAUUGUAAUCUGAGACUGAGGCUAAGAAGAUGCGCACUCUAAUAUUUAGAAAACGGAAUGUAAUCCGUAGUUAAAGAUGAUUCCGGCACGCAUCCACUUAUCCACAUUCGUGGCAGUCUGCCGGAAAUUCAACCACCACAUCACACACACACAGAACGCUCUUUCGCCUUUACCUUACGUGCGAUACAAGUUCAACCACGAAAUCCAAUCGCCUCAUUCAAGAGUCUGAGUCUCAACAAAUAGAAAACAAACAUCACCAAUAGCAACCAUUCUUUCUUUUUGUAGAAGUUUAUUCGUAUAACCUCAAGAAAGCGGAGAAGAAUGGAAAAGAAAAUAAAUCAGCUGAAUUGAAAGCAACAAACAACAAGGAUAAGACAAACAAGAAAUCCGUGUGAUUUUUUUUAUUAUUUGAAGUGAUUUAAAUUUAGAUUGAGUAAUUACAACUUUAUUAAAACUAACACGAAAGUGAGAUAUCGGGAAAAUGAGUAAUGAGAGUGAGUGCGUGAGCCAGAAAUAGAGUAAAGGAAAAUAAAAAAACACACCAACCGAGUGUAAUAACAUGAGCAAGGUGUACGAGUAAGUUAGGAAACCUUAGUUUUAUAAGAAUAUCGAAUGUGAAUAUGAGCGAUGAAGCAUCCGAGUAGGCGGGCGAAGAAAGUCCGUUUCUUUCCAAUUUCGGCGGCUGACUGCGACUGUGGGUGAACGUGAAUGCGAGAGGCUCAGUCAAUGUGGGACUAUUCUAGCAGUAUAAAGCAAACAAGUAAAACAACACAAACUAUCGAAUUAGUAUGAAAGUCAAGCAAAUCACCGAAUAUUUGAUUAUCACUGGAAAAGAGAAUACAAUGUAGAAAUCGAACAAGACGUAAUCAAGGGGCUUCUGUCGACCGACUCGCGCCAAUCUCUAUAGGUUAUGUGCUCUUGUUUUCGAAGAGCAUCAUCCUUCCACGAAUAUGAACGACACGAGCUAGAGCUAGCGAAAUGGUAAAGAGGGGCAAACGGGCUCGACCAGAAGAACCUAACAGCAUUAAUGAGAAUAAUUUGAAUGAAACCUCGUCUUAGAUAUUUCUUUUUCUGUUUUAAAUUUUUGCUAAACAUUUGACAGCUACUCAAAGUCUGCGAAACUAGUGUUCUUCUGAGCUGUUCCUUCCGCAGUGCCGCAACGGGCAGUAAUCGACCAUUUAAUUUAUUGUUAACUGGAAAUUCUUGUUGCCAUAAAUCAAACUGAAACACCACAACACGUAGUUACUGUGAAUUGCCAAUAGGAAAGAAAAAAAUGCAGUUGGUGCAGCUCAGACGUAAAUCCGCUGAAUAAUUUUGUUUUAUUAUAUUUUUUUUAUAAAUUCAAACAUUCUUGUUUGGUCAAAGCAACAAAUAAGACAAAACAAAAAUUAUGAAGUGAUUUGACUUAUGUUUUAGGUUUCUUUGUAUAAAAUCUCUCCUAUGUUUACUUUUUCUUUGUUCAAUUUAUUUUCAUUUUUGAUUAUAUAGUAUAAAAUGCUUAAAACAAGAGAAAUAGUCAAAAUAUAGAUAAAUGAUUUUUAUAUGAAUGUCUUCAGAGUUUUAUUGUUUUCCAAAUCCUUUAUUUUUAAGAUAUUCCAUUAGUCGUUUCCACCUCUUUCUAGUGAGAAGCUGGCAGUAGCUUGCAAGAAAGCUUCCAUUUGAGGAUAUAAUCGUGGCCAUUGCGUCAGUUAGCAGAAAAAAAAAUCAAAGUCACGCCCGCUACUAUACGAAAUGCACAACUAUCUUCACUUUGGCUGCGUACGCAUGCAUGUUCCCGCCUACGGGUAUGCAAUCGAAUAACGUAGUGGAUAAAUUGAGUAACACAUGUGCAGAUCACUUCCAUUAUAGUCGCACAAGCAUGAGCUCCCGCAAAAUACGAUACAACCCGGAGAUCCCUACUAUGACGCAAUAACCGACGGAACAAUUCUAGUCUAACCACAAUAAGAAAAUGAGAGAGAAAGUGAAAGUGUGCAUGAGGACUACAAUCGAAACGGAACUUUCCAGCAAUUAUUAAUCAUUUUAAGUAGUAUCAAUACGCGAAAACAAAAACUAAACUGGAAACCAUUCCCAACAAUGCCAACGCACGCGGGCAGAACGUGCGAAUAAAAGCCGCGAACUGAGAGUAUUAAUUGUGCUGUAACAUUCGCUAAGAAUUCAACAAAUAAAGAAGAUCGAAUGGUAAAUUAAAAACUUGCGAAACUGGUCAGUCAGAAAAGAACGACGUAAGCACAGGCAGGCACCAGAAAGAUAAGCUAAGACUAACUGAGCAACAAUUACUAGGCAAAUGUGUAGAAGCUAGAGAACUAAUCAAGAGCAAACAGAACAGCUAAACGAUAUUCUAUCUAAUAUGCAAAACAGAACUAUGCUACCGAACAAAUGGAAUAAACAGUUCAAGUUGAAACGAUACUAACCAAUAACCGUAACAAUACGCAAACUGCUGAACACAGACGAAAGUAAUGAGAUAAUUCUUUGAACAGGAUAAGCAUUAUGGUACAUGAUAACAAGAAAAACCAAGUAAACAAUAAAUGUCUUUUUGUAUAAAAACUGAUUAUUAAAAAAUAAAACAAUAUUAUAAAAUAUUUA
Molecule: messenger RNA, 6577 nt
Organism: Topomyia yanbarensis
Lineage: Eukaryota; Metazoa; Arthropoda; Insecta; Diptera; Culicidae
Gene: gus
Product: protein gustavus
Exons: 6
Coding region: 2168-3013 (281 amino acids)
Biological process (GO): proteasome-mediated ubiquitin-dependent protein catabolic process; intracellular signal transduction
Cellular component (GO): SCF ubiquitin ligase complex
Molecular function (GO): protein binding
Source: RefSeq, a predicted model, not a curated record